AUGAAUUAUCAACAUAAAGAUGAAUCCAAUAGGAUUCAUAAUGUUGUCAGUGAAGAACAACCAACUAGGAUUGUAUCUUCCAAUCCCAACAGUAUUAGUAAAGCACCAUUGGUUCACUAUGGUGAGAAAGAAGGGGAGUUCUAUGAGAAGAAACAUAUGACUGGCAAUGCCAUAGAGGAUGAAUACUAUGAGGAUGAUAAUCUUCCAAGUGGUAGUGGUCUACACAACCAGAGCCAUGUCAACAACGAUACUACAAAGCCAACUCUCAGAGAGGAGUAUAUAGAUAACAUCCGAGAGGACAGAGCACGUGAGAAUGAGAUACUACGUCAAGAAAUCAUAAAGAAAAGGGAGCAGGAUCUCGAGGAGAGAUACCAGAGAGCCAGAGCAACCGGAUUGACACCUGAUCAUACUAAAAGAAGAGACCUACAACAACAACCAAUUGAUGCCAAACAGCAGCCCAUGAAGGCCAAAGAUGUAUCUUUAUAUGGACUCCAAGCCAUGAUCAUCAAAGAGAACAAUCCAAAUGUAUCUGAUGAAGUCAUUCUCCAGAGAAUUAGUAAAUGGCAAACGGAAGCAAGAACCUAUCUUUCUGAAGGUCAAAACCAAAUGGCAAAAGAAUUAGAAGAGAUUCUUGUAAUUGAAACUUAUUUUAAUAGAAAAGAAUUGGCAUUGUUAUAUCGUGAAUUUACCACUUUUUCAAAAGGUUCACUUUACAUGUCAAAACUUCAAUUUCAGUCUUUCAUAACAAUUUUUCAAGAAAGUAAUGCUUUGACUGAUUCUUUAUUAAGUGCAAUAGAUGAAAAUGGAGAUGGUGAUAUUGCUUUCCCAGAGUAUGUUUAUGCCUUGUCUGUAAUGUCAAGAGGCUCUGUUAAAGAAAGAUUAACAUUAUAUUAA
Messenger RNA from Heterostelium album PN500, 894 nucleotides. RefSeq lists its product as uncharacterized. Lineage: Eukaryota; Evosea; Eumycetozoa; Acytosteliales; Acytosteliaceae. Bases 1 to 894 code for a protein of 297 amino acids. The transcript is spliced from 4 exons. The record is from RefSeq and is a predicted model, not a curated record.